This is a messenger RNA of Syngnathoides biaculeatus (alligator pipefish), 873 nucleotides long. It is a transcript of the gene mgp, whose product is annotated as matrix Gla protein. The record is from RefSeq and is a predicted model, not a curated record. Gene Ontology annotation, cellular component: extracellular region. Gene Ontology annotation, molecular function: calcium ion binding. The coding region runs from base 131 to 508 and encodes 125 amino acids. Lineage: Eukaryota; Metazoa; Chordata; Actinopteri; Syngnathiformes; Syngnathidae. The transcript is spliced from 5 exons.
GGGAGGAGAGGUAAGUAUAAAAGACUUGCUCGGAGGAAUUAGGAAAUAUUCCGGAGGAAAAAUAGACUGACUGAUAUUUCCAACACUUCUCAUUCCGUACUUAACUUACGGCAAAGAAAGAGGCCCAAAGAUGAGAACCCUUCUUCAGAUUCUGGCACUCUGUGCUGUGCUCUCACUUUGCCUUGGGAGAAGUAGAGCUACCCGUUCAAAUUCAGACUCCAAUGAAAGCACAGAAUCCAGGGAAGAUGUGUUUGUGGCCCCGAGGCGAGCCAAUUCCUUCAUCACGCCACAGAGACACACCGCAUACAACUUGCCCAGAGGAAAUGGCUACAACAGGUACUUUGUGAGUCGGAGGGUCAAGUCGCCGGCAGAGAGACGUGCAGAGGUCUGCGAGGAUUACUCUCCCUGCCGCUUCUUCGCCUAUCACAACGGCUACCAGGUGGCCUACCGGAGAUACUUUGGAACCCGCACUCCUGACAGGAGACCAACUGCAGCUCGUCGAUAUUAAACAACAUGCUGAUAUUAAACUUACAUGCGCACACAAUAAUAAAACAGCCAAAGUAUUUUCAACAUGCGGAUAUUGUAUAUGUUUGCAACAGACACAUUUCACCUACUGGCAUUAAUCUAUGACCUAAGUUAUAAUGGUGGGCUCCUCUGGAUGUGAGUAUUUUGUAAAUGAUGACAUUACAUUAUCAUCAUUAACGUACACAUUCGUGGUCCAUCAUUUGUAUGUAUCAACUGAUCACAUCAUUUAUAAGCUACGUGUAUGUUUGUUCCCUAUAUAUUAAGCAUUCGCUCCUCUAUCCGCACUUCUUUAUCCAUGACCCACCCGCAGCUCUGCUGUCAGUGAGAAAAUAAAAAUAUUUUAUUUUG